AUGUCGAGCUACAACAAACUGCCCUCUUCACGAAGUACUCGGGUGCUGAACUUCAAACCGACGCCAGGCUCGAAUAUUGACGACUACGAGACUCUCGGCGACCCCUCCCAUGAACCAGACAAUGGAGCUGUGCACUGCGAAUGGUCGGUGAUAUCAGUGGACGACCCAGGUCCCUACUUUGCCCUAUCCUACGUCUGGGGGGAUCCAAAUGUCAGGGAACACGACUUGAUUUGCAACGGACGACUUAUUAGAAUCACAUAUAACCUCUGGGUUGCGUUGAAAGCAGUUUGGCAGAAGUUUCCGACAAGGAGACUAUGGGUUGAUGCGGUUUGCAUCAACCAGGACGAUAUACCGGAGCGGAAUCAGCAAGUUGCGAUGAUGGGCGAUAUCUACAGUCGAGCAGAAUGUGUCGCUGUCUGGGUCGGAGAGGCAACGCCCCAUAGCGAUGAUUUCUUCAAAAUAGUCGAGGUCGUCAAAGCCGGCGACAUGUUGACACCGGGCAAUUGUCCAAAUCUCAUAAACAGUCGCAAGAAGACUCAGGAUUCCGAGCGCGACUUCAUGUAUCACCUCCUUGACUGCGCUACCGAUAUCGUCCGCCGGCCGUGGUUCAUACGGGCUUGGACUUUCCAAGAAAUCCGACUCUCUAAGAAGGCGAGUAUGCAUUGCGGCUCACACAUAGCUCCGAUAGGAGACUUCGUCGACACUGUCACAGCGAUCAACCGCUUCAGCACACUGCAUGAUUUCUGCGGCGCGCGAACCGUGAACAUACCAUUUUUCGCCGCUAAAACUAGUUUCAUGUCGCUGUAUCGUCUCCUCGCGCAGUCACAAUAUCGCGCGUCGUCGGAUCCCCGGGAUAAAAUAUAUUCCCUGCUUUCGAUGCUACCCCACGGCGCAUACGACUUCAUAAAACCGGACUACUCUUUGACAUAUGAAGAAGUAUUUGCACAUGCCUGCAGAGUGUGCAUCGAGGUGGACAAUGAAAUGAAUGUCCUGGGCGGCGCUGGGCUCCAAUAUCAUCCUAGCGAAGGCGACCCCCGCAGCAAUCUCCCUUCUUGGACUGUCGAUUGGAGAGUUCGGAAUGAUAAUAUAUCUUACUGGCAAAAGCUCUCCAGGACUAUCAACAUCGCCAACCCCGAGGCGCUUAGCAUUCGCAAUGAACUGGGCACGAAACUCGACCCGACCAGCAGAAAGAUCCAUAUUCCGGGGACCGCCCUUGGGAGGUUCAGAGUCUACGAGACGAAAAGCUUAGCCUUCCUGACGCCUUUCCCCAAAUGCGCAAUGAAAAUAUCCCGAGGAGACUCCCCAAAGGAGGGCUUCCUGAUGCAAUGCGCUCGCAAACUCAAGUCCACGAUCACAAAAUGGACACCGUCAUCCGUUGUUAGACUUUCCGACAGCGACUUCGCUGCCCUCUGGCGAGGCCUUGCAUUACACGACAAUCAGCAAUGCAAGUGUAGGUCCGCUACCAAGAGCGAAGCCUUGUACAAGCUCCAAGAUAUGCCCGGGGGGCUGAAGACAGGCGAUUGGUUAUGGACCACGAAGAUCGAGGAAGAAAUGGAGGAAUUUAGCCCUGCAAGUAGAGAGCACAAAGAUGAAAUUCACCAUUUCCAUUAUGGACUGCGCCCCGUCGAAGGAUCCGAGCCGUGCUUCCAGCUUGUUGGAAUGACGAACGGUCUUAGCGAGGUUGGCCCAUAUGUCGACAGAACAGGCAGAGGGGCUUCUGUGAAGAUCCAGGCUAAAUUCCUGUUUAUAUGA
Molecule: messenger RNA, 1752 nt
Organism: Pleurotus ostreatus (oyster mushroom)
Lineage: Eukaryota; Fungi; Basidiomycota; Agaricomycetes; Agaricales; Pleurotaceae
Exons: 2
Coding region: 1-1752 (583 amino acids)
Source: RefSeq, a predicted model, not a curated record